This is a messenger RNA of Drosophila eugracilis, 1448 nucleotides long. Its product is annotated as serine protease easter. The record is from RefSeq and is a predicted model, not a curated record. Gene Ontology annotation, molecular function: serine-type endopeptidase activity. NCBI's taxonomy places the organism in Eukaryota, Metazoa, Arthropoda, Insecta, Diptera, Drosophilidae. The transcript is spliced from 3 exons. Gene Ontology annotation, biological process: proteolysis. The coding region runs from base 231 to 1409 and encodes 392 amino acids.
UGAGAAUUCCGUCCGAAGAUUCAGUUGUGUGCCAAGCUCAGCUUCGGCCUCUUCGCUUCACUCCGAUCCGUGGGAAUUCCGUUUUAUUACCUGUAUCGUCCAUAUUAUCGCGCCUUUUAUUUUGAUAACUGCUUCUGCGGUCGAUCUAUAAUAUUGCAGUAAACAAAACAUUACCCCCGAACCCACUGACGACGUCUUGAGAAAGGAUUAACCUGUUCGCUUGCGUAACAAUGUUAAGGCUGUCAUUUAUUUGCCUCUUUUUGGGAUUUUUGGCGAAAUCAUCAGCGGGCCAGUUUUACUUCCCCAAUGAGGCGGCCCAGGUUCCCAACUAUGGACGCUGCAUUACACCCAACCGCGAGAGGGCUCUGUGUAUCCAUCUGGAGGACUGCAAGUAUUUGUAUGGCCUCUUGACCACCACCCCGCUGAGAGACACGGACCGACUUUACCUAAGUCGCAGUCAGUGCGGCUAUACAAAUGGAAAGGUACUGAUCUGCUGUCCGGAUCGCUACCGAGAGAGUUCCCCAGAGACGCCUCCGCCAGCGAAGCCCAAUGUUACCAGUACCAGCCUGCUCCCGCUGCCAGGACAAUGCGGUAACAUUCUGUCAAAUCGUAUAUAUGGCGGAAUGAAGACGAAGAUUGACGAAUUCCCCUGGAUGGCUCUAAUUGAAUAUACGAAGGCCCAGGGCAAGAAAGGUCAUCACUGCGGUGGGUCCUUGAUCAGCACUAGAUAUGUGGUCACAGCCUCUCAUUGUGUUAACGGAAAGGCAUUGCCCACCGACUGGCGGCUUACGGGUGUACGCUUGGGUGAGUGGGACACCGCAACUGAGCCUGAUUGUGAGGUGGAUGUGCGUGGCAUGAAGGACUGUGCGCCACCGCAUCUGGACGUGCCCGUGGAGCGUACUGUGCCCCAUCCUGGCUAUAUACCGGCAUCCAAGAAUCAGGUCAACGACAUCGCUCUGCUGCGUCUUGCGCAGCAGGUGGAGUACACAGACUUUGUGCGUCCCAUUUGCUUGCCCCUGGAUUCCAAUCUGCGGGCGGCUACCUUCGAUGGCAUAACAAUGGACGUGGCUGGAUGGGGCAAAACGGAGCAAUUGUCGGCCAGUAACCUUAAAUUGAAAGCGGCCGUGGAGGGAUUCCGUAUUGAUGAGUGUCAGAACGUCUACAGCAGCCAGGAGAUUCUGCUCGAGGACACACAGAUGUGCGCCGGCGGUAAGGAGGGAGUUGACUCCUGCCGCGGAGACUCCGGAGGACCACUCAUAGGAUUGGACACCAACAAAGUUAACACAUACUACUUCCUGGCUGGCGUAGUGUCCUUUGGACCAACACCAUGCGGUCUGGCUGGAUGGCCAGGAGUUUACACGCGGGUUGGAAAAUAUGUCGAUUGGAUUCAAAACACUAUCGAGGCCUGAUUGUAAAUUGUUUUAAUGUAAAUAAAAUCGACCAACAGA